AUGGGCGCGAACAUCGCCCGACAUCUCAAUGAUGAAGGGUUUGAUGUUACCGCUGUGUACGAUGUCGCAAACGAACGCGCACAGGAACUCGCAGCAGAAAUCGGUGCAACAGCAACAGGAGAACUCGCGAAGGUUACAGCACUCGCAGACUAUAUCAUCACCGUGGUUACGGACGACGCAGCAAUGCGGACAAUUUUCUCGGACGAUGCAGAGGACAGCCUGCUUCAAGGCGCAUCCGGCAAAGUUUUUAUUAAUUGCGCAACGAUUAGUCCCCAGGCCCACGUGGAUACCGAGCAACUCGCGGCGAAGCAUGGUGCGGAGAGUCUUGAAGGGUGUAUGGCAAGUAGUAUCACACAAGCACGGGAAGGCACACUCUACCUCAUGUGCGGAGGUAAAAAGGAAACAUUCGAUAAGGCGCGCGCUAUUCUGGAUUCAAUGAGUGUUUCGCUCCGUUACAUCGGUGAAGCCGGUCAGGCGGCACAGGUGAAGGCACUCGUCAACAUGGUGAUGAAUAUCAAUACGGCAGGUCUCGCUGAAGGACUCGGCUUAGGGGCAGCACUUGGAUUAGAUUUGGCAAUGUUGCAAGAGGUCUUUUCACAAACAGGUGCAAACUCCCGUGUCUUGGAAACCGACGGAGAAGACAUGGAGGCACGCGAUCAUGAGUGUUAUUUCUCAUCUGCCCAUGCGUCCAAGGAUUCAGGUAUCGCGCUCGACUUAGCAAACGCCGCUGGUAUUUCUCUCCCACUCGCUCAGGCAACGAAGGCACAGUACGAUCGGAUGAUUGAACUCGGAUUGGGCGACUUGGAUAAGUCCGGUGUUGCUGAACUCACCUUCCCCGGACGAGGAGAAAAGAGUUAA
Molecule: messenger RNA, 858 nt
Organism: Geodia barretti
Lineage: Eukaryota; Metazoa; Porifera; Demospongiae; Tetractinellida; Geodiidae
Source: the annotation of a GenBank genome assembly